Molecule: messenger RNA, 182 nt
Organism: Racocetra fulgida
Lineage: Eukaryota; Fungi; Glomeromycota; Glomeromycetes; Diversisporales; Gigasporaceae
Source: the annotation of a GenBank genome assembly
AUGGAAAGUAUUGAACUUGAAAGUGCUGAAAUCGAAAGUGUUGAAAAUGAAGGCAUUGAAAACAAAAGCAUUGAAAACAAAGGCAUUGAAAAUGAAGGCAUUGAAAAUAAAGGCAUUAAAAACAAAGGUGUUGAAAUCGAAGAUGUUGAAAUUGAAGAAAUGGAAACUGAGCCACUGAAGAA